Ceratosolen solmsi marchali is the source of this 1214-nucleotide messenger RNA. Its product is annotated as transforming growth factor beta regulator 1. The transcript is spliced from 5 exons. The record is from RefSeq and is a predicted model, not a curated record. Lineage: Eukaryota; Metazoa; Arthropoda; Insecta; Hymenoptera; Agaonidae. Gene Ontology annotation, cellular component: nucleus. Gene Ontology annotation, biological process: regulation of cell cycle. The coding region runs from base 133 to 1143 and encodes 336 amino acids.
CUCUGACUUUACCAACAGUUUUCGAAAAAUGUACAACUUAACCUCCAAGCUUGUUUAUAUUUAAAUACUUAUGAAUAACGUAUUAUGGAAUGCAAUAAUAUUAUGGAAACUAUUUUAUAGAAAAUAAUUAAAAUGUCGAAUUCUUACGGUAAUACGUAUUAUAGCGAAGCUUAUAACAACAAGGAAUUGCAACAAAACCUCAAAUACCGCAAGAAAUACAAUAAAUUAAAGAAAUUAAUUAAAAACACAGUUGUUGAAAAUGCAGCGCUCUGUGAUCAAGUUGCACAAAUGCAAGAGAAUCUGAUUAUCGUCAAAGAUGAAAGACUUAUGCUUCUGAAAAAACUAUGCCAAUUACAAGGAGAAAUAGAUCCGGCAACAUUUUUAGCAAAAUCUCAAAUGGGUAUCACUGGCUCACCGGUACAAAAUUCUGAUAUGUUCACUCCUAAGAAAAAUAUUAAAAAACGGAACAGCGUUGAAAUACAUGCCAAGCCAAAACGCUGUACAAAAACUGCUCGCAAAGUAGUACAACUAAUACCGUUGGACAUUCAUGGGAGGCCUAUAUUUCCAAUAUCAUUGGGAGACUUGACAGUCUAUUCUCUUGGUGAUGUAGUCGCUGAUAGAGUCGCUUAUCAUACGGAAGAUCUUAUAUAUCCCGUGGGCUAUUGUAGUACCAGAGUUUAUGCCAGUCUGAAAGAUGCGCGAAUGAAAAGUUUGUACACCUGUAAGAUUUUUGAUGGUGGAACCAAGCCACGGUUUGAAAUAGUCUCGGAUACCGAACUUGACCAACCAUUGAGCGGAUUAAGUCCCGACGAAUGUCAUUCGCGCUUACUCACGGCUAUAUCUUCUAGUUUGAGCUCUAUCAUUCCAAAGGGUGCAGAUUUCUUUGGAAUAUCUCAUCCGACUAUACAAAAUCUCAUACAAAGUUCUCCUGGAACUCGUAAACUUUCUAUUUAUAAACCACAAAAAUUCGAGAUUAGUAAGCAUUCUACAGACCGAGACACUAGUCCAAUUACCGAAGAAGAAAAUGAUCCAGGACUUGGUUUUUCAGCAUUGCAUAGACAUUAUGCUCUUUCUUCUUCGUAUUCAAUUAAGCAGGAAUCGACAAAUCAUAAACUUUUGAAUUUUCAAGAACUGCUUUCGUAAUCGUGGAGUAAAAUAUUAUCCGCUCAAAUAAAUAAUAAUCUAUUUUAAUUAUAAUAAUAAAUAAAGUAAAG